AUGUCGACCUUCACCCUCUUAAACACCAAACCACCCUGCGAAGUCAGUCUUCCACAAGACUUGACAAAGGAUCAGCUCCUCAAUUUUCCAGCCUUCAAAGUAUGGUCCAAAACGAUCUUCCACUCGCUCUCACUGCAAUCGAACCCGAGCCAUGAAUUCCACAAGUCGCCCUUUCAGCUCAAACGUAUCACAGUCCAGAGCGUGGACUGGUUCGGCCAUGGAGAAAAGAAGAGAUUGGGAUUCUUGAAGCUCCAAACAACAGUAGAGAACGACAACGGAGAAUGGCUGCCGGGAGCAGUCUUUAUGCGUGGAGGGGCAGUCGGCAUGCUGCUGAUCCUGCAGCCAGACGACGUACCGCAAGAGAACGAAGAAGAGAAAUAUGUGAUCUUGACGACACAGCCUCGCAUAGCGGCAGGAAGUCUCAGUUUCACGGAGAUCCCGGCUGGAAUGCUGGACGACGCCGGGACGUUCUCUGGCGGCGCUGCGAAAGAGAUCAAAGAAGAGACGGGGCUGGAGGUGGAUGCGAGCGAAUUGCUGGAUAUGACUGCUCUGGCGAUGGAGAAUGAGCAGAGAGGAGAGGAGAUUGCAAAGGGCAGCUUCUCGUCGCCGGGAGGCUGCGACGAGUACAUUCCUCUCUUCCUGUACCAGAAACGACUGCCAAGAUCAGAGCUGGAAGAGUUCAGAGGCAAGCUGACGGGACUGCGAGAUGAAGGCGAGAAGAUCACGCUCAAAGUCAUCAAAUUACACGAUCUAUGGAAAGAAGGAGCCCGCGAUGGGAAGACCUUGGCCGCGCUGGCGCUUUAUGAAGGUCUCCGACGAGAGGGCAGGAUAUGA
Molecule: messenger RNA, 834 nt
Organism: Zasmidium cellare ATCC 36951
Lineage: Eukaryota; Fungi; Ascomycota; Dothideomycetes; Mycosphaerellales; Mycosphaerellaceae
Exons: 1
Coding region: 1-834 (277 amino acids)
Biological process (GO): ribose phosphate metabolic process; nucleoside phosphate metabolic process
Molecular function (GO): ADP-glucose pyrophosphatase activity; ADP-ribose pyrophosphatase activity
Source: RefSeq, a predicted model, not a curated record